This is a messenger RNA of Octopus bimaculoides (California two-spot octopus), 564 nucleotides long. Its product is annotated as craniofacial development protein 2-like. NCBI's taxonomy places the organism in Eukaryota, Metazoa, Mollusca, Cephalopoda, Octopoda, Octopodidae. The record is from RefSeq and is a predicted model, not a curated record.
AUGUCAGGACCAUGUGCUCUGGCAUAUCUGAUGACCUACUCAGAGUUGAAGACACAAGAACUAAAGACGCUCAAUAUAGAUAUUGCUGCACUGCAGGGGACAAGACUCCUCUCAAACGGCAAACUCAAAGAACAGGACUUCACCUUCUUUUGCUCAGAGGAGACCAAGGACCACUUUUACAAAGAUCUCAACUGUGUCAUUAGAAACAUACCAACCAACGAAAACAUCUACCUUCUAGGAGAUUUUAACGCUCGCGUGGGACCUGACCAUGACUCGUGGCCCAUUUGUGUCCGACAUUUUGGUAUUAGCAACAUGAACGACAAUGGUCAGAGACUGCUUGAAUUUUGCACAUACCAUAACCUGCGCAUCACCAACAUAUUCUUUUCCAACAAGCCAUCCCACAAGGCAUCUUGGAGACAUCCAAGAUCUCCCCACUGGCAUCAGUUGGAUCUCAUCGUCACACGAAGAUCCUUUCUGAAUUCUGUUCAACGGACCAGUAGUUACCACAGCGCGGAUUGUGACACAUCAUUCACUAAUAAGAAGCAGGGUGAGGAUUCUGCCUAA